GAGGUGCAAUCGCAGGUGAAGAACGCGUUUUCUAUUAACUCAAGAUGGCAAGGAUGUUCGUGACUGCUUUACAAACUGCCACAGGCGUACGUUCUUAACAUAGAGAAUGAACAUAAACUAGGGAAAAUCGACACGCGUUGCACCCAUCACACCAGCUCUGCGCUCGCGAAACAGCAUCGUAUGUCUUUAAGAGCGCGCGCAUUACAGGUGGGAUGACGCUGUCAGAUAGAUUCAGUGUGGUGGGGACGAUGCGUUUCGUGGGUUAACGGCACUCGUUUCUAGACUGUUAUUCGCUGCCGAAGACGGCUUCGGGAUUAUUCUCUUCAGAUCGGAGGCUAAUGCUGUAUCCAUGUGCAAUGCUUUUGACAGCACUACCCCAACUGAAUCUAAAGCUUGAUGACCCUAUUGAUAUGCUCCCCAAGUCAAGAAAAUCCCUUAGCAUCCAGGAAAUUGCAUCUCUGGCCAGAUCAUCAUUUAACGGCAUCUCACAGGUGGUGAAGGAUCACGUGACCAAACCCACGGCUAUGGCUCAGGGACGGGUGGCACAUCUGAUUGAGUGGAAAGGCUGGUCUAAGCCCUUAGACCCUCCAUCUGCUACACUGCAGUCCCACUUUAACUCGUACUCCCAUCUCAGUGAGGGCGAACAGGAGGCCCGAUUUGCAGCAGGUGUGGCUGAGCAGUUUGCCAUAGCAGAGGCAAAGCUUCGUGCCUGGACCUCUGUAGAUGAGGAAGAUAUGGAUGAUGAGUCUUGUGAAGGAGAUCCUAGUGUCAACGACGAGCAAAUCACAACAACUCAGAGUUCAGAUGCUACUUCCUCAGAUGCCGUACUGUCCAAUCAGAGCUGCCCAGUGCCAAAUCAGGCUGAGACCGUAAAUUAUGAAAUCCAGUCCUCUGUUGGCCCGCUCAUUCAGUCAGACGCAGACCGGAGCACGCAGGAACUAUCCUCCAUCCAGACUGAGCCAGACAUCUCAGAGGAAGAACCACAGGGGGCUGAAGAACCUCAACUUUCACAGGAGGAGGAAGACAGGGCCUCAAAAGCAGAUCGCAGGCCUCUGUGGAGCAAGGGAGACUCUUGCUACUACUCCACUUCCUACUCCGAAUCUGGUCUCACACCCGAGGACGAAGAGGAUGGAGGAGAUGUGGAGGAAGGAGAGGACAACGUCUUUCAGGAAGUCAUCCGCUGGUACAGACACUGCAGAAGCAUCUCUGAUACGUCUGGAGCUUUGUCUUUUGAUGAGGUGGAGGAGGAAGAAGAACAGGAAGAAGGCUCAAAUCAGUGACAUUGUGCGCUCUCUCUCGUCCUUUUGUCUUGGUCCCUUUGUAGUAUCCCUUCUGUGAAGUGUUUGUCCAGUCUGUUAUGCAUUCAGAGACAGUGGCUGUGUCUGAAAGCUAAAAACGCUGCCUUCACACGUAGUAUAGGGAGUUGGGGGUGUUCCUAUCCAGUGUAUGUGUAACAAACAGUCUUCUAAGAUGCCUUCAUCUGGUUGGGUUUUGAAGUCUGCAUAGUCGUUUCCUUCGCUGUCUGUGACAUCCCACAAUCCUAUGCGUGCAGGUGGGACAGUUGGUGGAAAAAGACAAUUUUUAAAGGAAUUCAUUAAUUUGUAUAGGUCAAUAUUCUCUCAACUUUUUUUAUUUCUUCUGAUAAAUAAGAAUGUGGUUAUAUAUUCUCAAUAUAGUCAUUGUUACCGCUAAAACUUGGAAGCCGUUACGAGGUAGGCCUACACAUACACACAAGCUGCCUGUGAAGUCAUUCGCUGACUGCUUAGGCUUCAGACGCAGCCAAUGAUUUGUUUUCUUAUUCGUGUUUUAUCUGGUCCUCUGUAUCCCUGCCUCUUUAUCUCUGUGAUUUUUAUUUUAAGCGAGUAAAAAAACCCAGAAGAGAACCGUUUUCUCAUUUGACCAGCGAACAGGACGAAAGUGACAUAACGGUACCAGUUUCCACUGUGGCACGCGCCGUGUUCCGGAUGCUCAUUAUCUGCGAGUGACGACACACCAGGACCGUCUGGAAUAUCUCACAUAUGGAAAAUGCGAUUUCCUUUCGUCACCGGUUAAAAGUGACGUAAUGCUCAUUGGAAAUUUGCGAUGUGGUUAAUGCUUCAGCACCGCGGUUUCCCGAGAGACAAGACCGAUCAAGUUCGUUAUUUUCUUUUGGAUUAGAUGUCGCGGUGGAAGUGCUUGUGUGUUUUGGCUUGCUCCAGCAGAGCUGAGGUGCAGUGGGAGUUGAUCUUCUUCGACGGGGCGUCGUAUCUCUGAAUAGAAUGUGCCUGUUAUUAUUAUGAUCACUGUGUGAUGUAUAUUAUGAAACGAGUGAGAAUCCUUUAUCAUUUUUCCGUUCAUUCUCAUCUUCAGCUUCAUUUCAGUAGAUGUUUUAUAUGUGAUUGGCUGCUGAAUGAACAGGCUUUUUUGUACAGCUAACGUACUAGUUUGUACAAUAACCUUGAGAUGCAGCUACAGUAAAAGAGUAGGCAGGAAGAAUAUGUGCAAUGCCUUUCCAAACUGUAUUCAUAUGUUGCAGACGCAUGGAGGAAAGGCAGUGUAAAACCCAUAAAUUAAGUUACCAUCUUCUGUCAUCUUUUCCUCGAUAUGGACCGGUCAUGAUGUGAAUGUGUAAAUCCCCCAUGAAGUUUUUUUUAAAUUGUUUGUAUAAUAAUGUGAGGUCAGAUGUGAGAAUUAUGAUUGCAUUAAAGUUAUGUGUAUAGUCAUAGGUUUCACUGCUGAUUUAGUUCGUUUUUUCCUGAAAUUUGCAAACUGUUCAUUUUUCCAGUAGAAAUAUCUAAACGGCUAUAAACAGGAUUAAUUCACUUAGAAAACAAGAAAUCUAGUAUCUGCGUAAGAGUGUUUUUGGACAAUACAUCUAGUUUUUUCUUUCCAUUGACAGUUUUUUUAAUAAAUUAAAAUGCAUUCUUAAAGUGAUAUAGACUUUUAUAUAAUUGAUGCGUAAAACAGAAAAAAAAGAGACUUGAUUUAACGUUGAAUCAAUGUUAAAUUAGUUAUUCUCGAAUCUCGACGUUGAUUCACCAUUAAAUAAAUUGUGACCCAGUCUGUGAAAACCAGGCUGACGUCUCAAAAUCUAAUUCUGAGAUAAGUUUGAAUUCAACCAUUAAUUUCACUAUGAUUUUGACAUAUAUAUUUAUUUACAGAAUGUUCUUUACAACAUU
Messenger RNA from Triplophysa rosa, 3158 nucleotides. It is a transcript of the gene fam131aa, whose product is annotated as family with sequence similarity 131 member Aa. Bases 339 to 1280 code for a protein of 313 amino acids. The transcript has 5 exons. The record is from RefSeq and is a predicted model, not a curated record. NCBI's taxonomy places the organism in Eukaryota, Metazoa, Chordata, Actinopteri, Cypriniformes, Nemacheilidae.